ACCAUGUCGGGCACCCCUCGCAGCUCCGGCCCGCCGCCGGGCUCGUCGACGCCGCUCUCCCCGACGCGCAUCUCGCGGCUGCAGGAGAAGGAGGAGCUGAGGCAGCUCAACGACCGCCUGGCCCACUACAUCGAGCGCGUGCGCUCCCUCGAGCUCGAGAACGACCGCCUGCUCCUGCGCGUCUCCGAGAAGGAGGAGGUGGUCACGCGCGAGGUGACUGGGAUCAAGGCCCUCUAUGAGUCGGAGUUGGCAGAUGCUCGUAGAGUUCUGGAUGAGACUGCAAGAGAGAGGGCCAAGCUCCAGAUCGAAAUAGGAAAACUGAGAUCAGAGCUUGAUGAACUCAAUAAGAGCUAUAAAAAGAAAGAUGGCGAGUGGUCCACGUCCCAGGGUCGCAUCAAAGAGCUUGAAGUCCUCUUCCACAGAAGCGAAGCGGAGCUCACGGCCACCCUGACUGAGAAGCGCAACCUGGAGGCAGAGGUGGCGGAUUUGCGUUCCCAGCUGGCGAAGUCCGAAGACGCCCAUGCGGUGGCCAAGAAGCAGCUGGAGAAGGAGACGCUGAUGAGGGUGGACCUGGAGAACCGCUGCCAGAGCCUGCAGGAGGAGCUCGACUUCAGGAAGAGCAUUUUUGAAGAGGAAGUGAGGGAGACCCGGAAGCGGCACGAGCGCCAGUUGGUAGAAGUAGACAGCGGCCCAAAGCAGGACUACCAGUCCAAGAUGGCCCAGGCCCUGGAGGAUUUGCGUGGCCAGCAUGAAGAGCAAGUCCGACUCUACAAGCUGGAGCUGGAGCAGACCUACCAGGCCAAGCUGGAGAAUGCCAAGCUCUGCUCCGAUCAAAAUGACAAGGCUGCCAGCGCCGCGCGGGAGGAACUGAAGGAGGCCCGCAUGAGGAUAGAGUCUCUCAGCUACCAGCUCUCUGGGCUGCAAAAGCAGGCUAAUGCUGCUGAGGAACGGAUCCGGGAGCUGGAAGAGCUGAUGGCCAACGAGCGAGAGAAGUUCAGGAAGAUGCUGGAUGCCAAGGAGAGGGAGAUGACGGAAAUGCGGGACCAGAUGCAGCAGCAGCUCUUGGAGUACCAGGAGCUCCUGGACGUCAAGCUGGCCCUGGACAUGGAGAUCAGCGCUUACCGGAAGCUCCUGGAAGGCGAAGAGGAGAGGUUGAAGCUUUCUCCCAGCCCUCAGUCCCACAUCACCGUCUCACGGGCCACCUCCAGCAGCACCGCCGGCACCCCCAUGGCUCGUUUCUCCCGAGGGAAACGCAAGCGGAUCGAGGCAGAGGAGCUCUCCCGCAGCAGCUCCAGUGGGAUUGGGACUGGGAGCAGCAGCAGCACUGCCAGCAGCGCCUUCCAGGUCUCCCAGCAGGCCUCGGCCAAAGGGAGCAUCAGCAUCGAGGACGUGGACCUGGAAGGGAAGUACGUCCAGCUGAAGAACCGCUCAGACAAGGACCAGUCCCUGGGCAACUGGAGACUGAAAAGAAGGAUUGGAGACGGGGAAGAGAUUGCUUACAAGUUUACUCCGAAGUAUGUCCUCAGGGCUGGGCAGACUGUCACGAUCUGGGCUGCUGAUGCCGGCGUGGCCCACAGUCCACCAUCGGUCCUCGUGUGGAAAAGCCAGGGGAGUUGGGGCUCCGGUGCCAACAUCUACACUUACCUGGUGAACUCUGAUGGAGAGGAAGUAGCUGUGAGGAGCUUGACACAGUCCAGUGCUCUGCGGGAGAACGAGGAAGACGACGAGGCGGAGUUUGGGGAGGAGGACCUCUUUCACCAGCAGGGGGAUCCCAGAACGACCUCCAGAGGAUGCGCAGUCAUGUGAAAGGAAA
Messenger RNA from Euleptes europaea (tarantolino), 1813 nucleotides. RefSeq names its product lamin B2 (gene LMNB2). The record is from RefSeq and is a predicted model, not a curated record. NCBI's taxonomy places the organism in Eukaryota, Metazoa, Chordata, Lepidosauria, Squamata, Sphaerodactylidae. The coding region runs from base 4 to 1806 and encodes 600 amino acids. The transcript has 12 exons.